CGCCAUUUGAAGUGGAGGUCACGGAGCUGAGCCUGGUGAAGAGCGAGAUUAAUCUGGCAAUAAAUAGUCUGAGCUCCUGGAUGAAAGAUGAGCAUGUCUCCAAAAAUAUGGCCAUGUAUUUAGAUACAGCAUUUAUCCGGAAGGAGCCAUUUGGCGUGGUGCUCAUCAUCUCCCCCUGGAAUUACCCCGUUCAGCUGACUCUCAUCCCACUAAUUGGGGCCAUAGCUGCUGGUAAUUGUGUCAUCAUGAAGCCAUCCGAAAUCAGCCAAAACACAGAGAAAGUCCUGGCUGAAGGCCUUGCCCGAUACCUUGAUCAGGACUGUUUUGCGGUGGUUUGUGGCGGGGUGGAAGAAUCGACUCGCCUCCUGGCAGAAAGAUUCGAUUAUAUUUUCUUUACAGGGAACCCAGUUGUCGGUAAAAUAGUGAUGGAGGCCGCGACCAAACACCUGACGCCACUGACGCUGGAAUUAGGCGGCAAGAAUCCGUGUUAUGUGCACGACGAUUCCGACAUCAAGAACGCUGCCAGGCGCAUAGCCUGGUCGCGGUUCAUCAACGCGGGUCAGACGUGCCUGGCGCCAGACUACGUCCUCUGUUCCGAAGCGAUUAAAGAGAAAUUGGUGGUGGCGUUACAGGCGACCAUCCGGGAGUUCUACGGAGAGGAUCCAAAGCAGUCGCCGGACUUCGGGAGGAUAAUCGGCGACAGGCAUUACCAAAGGGUGGCAGCGCUACUCAAACACGGGAAGGUAGUGGCGGGCGGACAGACAGACGACUCCGAAAAAUACAUCGCGCCCACCAUCCUCAUAGAUGUGGCGGAGUCGGAUCCGAUAAUGCAGGAAGAGAUUUUCGGCCCAAUUCUUCCCAUUGUCAUCGUUCCCGGGUUAGAAGAAGCCAUUCAAUUCAUCAACAAGCGAGAAAAGGCGCUGGCUGCGUAUGCGUUCUCCGCCAACUCGCAGAUCAUCAAUCAGGUCCUGGACAGGACAAGCAGCGGCAGCUUCUGUGGCAACGACGGUAUUGUGCAAACCACCAUCAUCUCUCUGCCGUUUGGAGGAGUCGGACACAGCGGGAUGGGCAUGUACCACGGCAAGUUCACCUUCGACACCUUUUCCCAUAAGCGGGCAUGCCUCCUGCGCAGCGACGGUCGCGAGAAGCUCAACGAGGUGCGUUACCCGCCAUACAACGAAAGCCGGCUGGGGUUCAUCCUCUCCAUGACGGAGGUGAAGCGCAAAGGAGCUUGCGUUAUCUUCUGAGGAUCA
Molecule: messenger RNA, 1253 nt
Organism: Nanorana parkeri
Lineage: Eukaryota; Metazoa; Chordata; Amphibia; Anura; Dicroglossidae
Product: aldehyde dehydrogenase family 3 member B1-like
Exons: 8
Coding region: 81-1247 (388 amino acids)
Biological process (GO): aldehyde metabolic process
Cellular component (GO): cytoplasm
Molecular function (GO): aldehyde dehydrogenase (NAD+) activity
Source: RefSeq, a predicted model, not a curated record